This is a messenger RNA of Drosophila innubila, 682 nucleotides long. It is a transcript of the gene tomboy20, whose product is annotated as mitochondrial import receptor subunit TOM20 homolog. The coding region runs from base 46 to 519 and encodes 157 amino acids. The record is from RefSeq and is a predicted model, not a curated record. Gene Ontology annotation, cellular component: mitochondrial outer membrane; mitochondrial outer membrane translocase complex. Gene Ontology annotation, molecular function: transmembrane protein transporter activity. Lineage: Eukaryota; Metazoa; Arthropoda; Insecta; Diptera; Drosophilidae. Gene Ontology annotation, biological process: protein targeting; protein import into mitochondrial matrix; tRNA import into mitochondrion. The transcript has a single exon.
CCUUACCACACCAUAUUUCGUAAAAAUAAAUAAAUUUAUUUUAAAAUGAUUGGAGUACUUAUAAAUAAAACAUCUUUUGGCAUCCUGGCAGGAUUAGCCAGUGCCGCGUUCCUUGGUUAUUGUGUCUAUUUUGAUAACAAGCGUCGCAGUCAUCCGGAUUUCAAGAAAAAUCUCAUUGAGCGACGUCGUCGCAAUCGCAAAUCAGCCGGAUCCGAUGGCAUACCAAAUUUAACAGAUCAGAAAUCAAUAGAGCAAUAUUUUAUGCAAGAAAUUCAAAAAGGUGAACUACUCAUAUCCGAGGGUAACUUCGAACGCGGCGCUGAACAUUUGAUGAAUGCUAUUGUGGUAUGCAACAAGCCGGGCAAAUUGCUUAGUGUUCUACAAAACUCAUUGCCAGUAGAGGUGUUUUCCUUGCUGGUUUACAAGUUAAACAAUUAUAACAUGAAUGCACAGAGAUCUCCAUGUAUGUCAGAUGGCUUCUCGGCUGGACUGGUUGUCGAUGACGGCAGUGUUGAAUGAGCAACAAGUCCAACCCAACAACAGACUCACAUAAAAAUACACACACUAAAACAUACACACACACACACACAGACAAGUAAUUAAAUUUUAGCCAAAUUAAUAUUAAUGUUUCAAGAUUGAAGUUAAACAGAUUACAAAUACAAAUUACCAUUAAUUGAAUGUA